This is a messenger RNA of Osmia lignaria (orchard mason bee), 2991 nucleotides long. RefSeq lists its product as uncharacterized. The record is from RefSeq and is a predicted model, not a curated record. Lineage: Eukaryota; Metazoa; Arthropoda; Insecta; Hymenoptera; Megachilidae.
GCCGGGCGUCAGUGACUUCGCGUCCGCCGGUUCGAUCGGUUCUCCUUCGAAACCCUAUGGAACCAUCCGUGAAAAGUGUCCAUUACCAACGAAACCAGUGAUCUCAAAGAAAAUCCAAAGAUUUUCUCUGAUACCUCGAAAUCUAUCCUUUUUGAAAAUCUUCAAACUCGAAAACUCGAAAUCAAUUUUGUAUAAUAGACGUUCCUUAUUGCCAGUUUGAAAGGUGGACUCUGUUUACGAGUACCAGGAUGCACAUACCCGGUUACCAAAGAGUCCGAGGGUGAGAGACCGGUAACGGAGCGAUAAAAGAGGGAUACGGAUCACCUAGGGCCACGUGAGGAGUUAUGUUAAAUCAUAAACACCACGGGAGAUAGUAGUGCUGUUUCGGGAAGAAAGAAGAGAUAGGAGUUCGUAGAUGUAUCAUGGAUGUUCUGUGAUCGUUUCGGCUGAGUCAAUCGUCAGCUGUUCGGUGGAAUGAUGCAAGGUUCAUUGGGAAUCAUCGUCCGGAAAAGGGAGAUGAUUUGCUGCUAUGACACGUCGAAGGUGGACCGUUUUCGAAACACGCGAAAACAUUCGAGAAAUGAAUUUCCACGGUGUUGAUUCAAGGAUUCGAUCGUAGUCAUUGAUCUCACUGCGCGCUGUUGCUCUGCGGUAACAGUCAGUGUACAGUGAAUGAAUUCAAUGAUCCUUGGAAAUCGAUUUUCAGAUAUAAUUUCGAUCGAUACUCUGGUUCGGUGCUUACUUUGCUACGUUCAGUGGAAAGUGACAUAAGGUAAGAAAGUACCUGAAACCUGUUGCUAAUUGAGCGACGAGUCUCCUCCGUCGAGGUGGUGCUAACAGGCGGAUGUCGUUCGGAUAAAAAUGCCGUCAAAAGUAAACGCGAGAUUCGUUAUUUCGUGGCUGAGAUUGAACGACGUGUCGCUCUGGAAAGUUUUAAAGAAACGUUUCAAAGUCUAUCGCGAGGCAACGUUGGUGAAAUAAAUGUUUGAUUGCGAUGAUACGCGUCGCUGAGUGGCGGGAAAGAAACGGAAGAUCUCGUUUCCGAUCGAGUUGAGGAGGAAGAAGAAAUAAGUAAAAGUGUAGGAAAAGUGUAAGAGGACAAUGUCGUCGAACGGUGAAUUUUCGACGAUGUCGAGCGAGGAGGUGCCUUCGUUGCCGAAAUCCCUGCCGAGCUCGAGGGAGGCGACAGCCGAGGGCAGUUCCGGUUCCAGCGGCAGUUAUAUGCCCCUUCGAGAGUUCCUGGAUCGAUUCUCCUUGCCGAGAGUCGUCAGACUCGAAGGUACCGGCGGCAGACCGGUGUUGCUGUACAAACAGCAACAAAAAUCGCUUCGAGUUACCGCGACCUUAUUGAUACAUCGUUAUCGGCACGAUGUCAAAGUUGGACCGGAAAUAGUCAUUCCAGAGGGCUAUCCGGGAUGGUUUUCUGUGAUAUCUGGCAACAAUACAACGGGUAACGCGAGGGUUUACAGAAGAGUAGACUCUCUGGUGCGAGCAGGAGUACCUGCCUUCCUUUUGGCUGCGCCUUUGCGAGCGUACAUUUUGACUCACUCGAAAAUGGAAAACGGUAAUUUACGAGCUCAUUACACGAAGACGACUAUCAGAGCGGGGGAAAUUUUACGAUUAAUAGCGGUUUUCCAAGACACUAGAAAAUGCAACACGGUCUCCUUCGGAAUAUCCGGUAGCUCUUCCGAAAAGGAUCAGUACGCACAAUGCUUGGAUCCGUAUGGUCGCGAAGUGUUCGCCCCUUUGUCGGCGAGAGGCGAAUUUUACGCUAUUUGUCAGAACGGAAGCAUCGACACCGGAAGCGAUGCGAUGCUGUAUAAGGUACAUCACCUUGCAAAGAGACCGUUACCUCUCAGGGUUCGUUUAAUAGCCGGUCCAUUGCCUGUACCUUUGCCAAGGGAAUAUGGUGGUUUGAUGCAACUGGAAAGCUCGACUCGAGGUCCAAUUGUUUUAGGUUGUAUCGUGCCAGAAAGACCGGUGCACAAUCCAGAAAUGCUUGAACUCGUGGUGACCGGAAGCGGUGCUCCUAGAGUAAGAAGAGCGCGAUUAGGUUAUCCUUCAGAAGCUAGACUUUUAGCAUCGCCGAAGAUGCAACGAUUAUUGUCAGCGUGCAGCCGAGCUGUCGGAGAUCGAGCAACGGAACCAAGAGUGGCACCUCUAAAACUGCAUCCAACGAGCGAAAAUCUCAAGGAGAUGCAUUUGAAGAAGAUCAAACCGAAGCCGGAUACAAAACCGAUUUUACAAAGCUUAAAGGACGGAUUAGAGCAAUUAAAGAAGAGCACCGUUAGAGAGAAAAGUCAAACAAGACAGAACAAUAAAAACGGGCUGUUGGAUCGAAUUUCGAAGUUCGCCCAAGGUGGUCGUAGCAGAAAUCCCGCUAAAAAGUCGGCUUCGUUCACGUUCGCGGUGAAACCGGAAAUCGCGAUGAGAUGCCAAGAGCGUUAUUCCAGUUUGGAGCCAGAAACUACCUCUCAUCCCAGUCAUUCGAGCUCGUCCAAGCAACCUGUACAAAGAUCGGCCUCCACUAGCGUUUUAGAAAUGCCGGCUAACGUCGAGUUACAGCCCAAUUAUUCUCGGGUUAGAGAUAGUCUUACGCCAGUGCCAUCCCUUCCUAAGUUAACCAAGACCAAAGCUGAUGACAUUUACACUGAGAUUUGCGAGAACGCCGCUGUACAGGUUCAAAAGUGUCCCGGAAGUCACGUGAUGGCCAGGAUCAAAAUAAUUGUGAAAGGACGUGAUUCACCUCCCGCUCUGUCGAGCAGGAUUAGUAACGAGAGAUACGUGAAUUCAUUGGUAACGAACGAGCAAAUCGAUUCGAUUAUCAGCACGGAAGACGAAGUUAUAUAUAACACAAUAUUUUAAGCAAUGAAACUUUUUAUCAUGAUAAGUUAACCGGCUGUGUUUGAUAAUCGAGAAACCGUUGAUUAUUUUUAUCGACGUACAGUUGUAUCAAUUGAAUCUGUAUAUUAUAUAUAAAAAAAAAAAAAA